Messenger RNA from Cryptotermes secundus, 568 nucleotides. RefSeq lists its product as uncharacterized. The record is from RefSeq and is a predicted model, not a curated record. The transcript is spliced from 3 exons. The coding region runs from base 1 to 435 and encodes 144 amino acids. Lineage: Eukaryota; Metazoa; Arthropoda; Insecta; Blattodea; Kalotermitidae.
AUGUUGUGUACGUUACUCAAUAAGCACAGAUCACAGUGUAAGCUUGUGACGCUUCUAACGACGCUUCCGGCGUAUGUGACCGAUAUCUAUAUCUUCAUCAACUGCUCAAUCGGUACAGCGACUGACUACGGACUUGAAGACCGGAGUUCAAUUCUCGGAAGAGGCAAAAGAAAUUUCUCUUCUUUACAGAGUCCAGAACGGCUGUGUGGCCUAUCUGGUCUCCUAUCCAGUGAGUUGGGGUCUGGUUCCCUAGGGAUACAGUGGCCGGGGCGUGAUACUUCAGUCAUAUUCAUCCAGCGCAGAGCUGGAUCAUAUGAGGCAAUUUGCACGGAUCACUUGACAAUGGUGCUCCUUGCUGCAGAACAGGAAUUGUAUUUCUUUCGCACGGAACACUUACACGGCUCUGGAUCUCUGGAUCAGGGGGUGGAAUCUUGAAUAGGGGAAAGGGCAACACGGUAACUACUGCCUCUACGAAUGUCUGCAGUAACUACACGCAGGUCUCGACCAAUCAGAGAGCCUAAACAAACCAAUUUGAAUACCCAUAAUUACUUGCGGUUAUCGUGGUGCA